GAAACCAUCAUUGAUCAUUCUAGCACGUACUCGGUCUUUCAGGGUGAACUUCAUCUUAUUGUCGACCAAGUGCUAGAGUCAGUCACGUCAACUUUCUCAUCUCUUCCUAUAUCUCCCUCCAACACCCUCCUUUACCCCCAACAAAAAGAUUCCGGCAACGAUACAAAGCUUGCUCGGGUUCAAAGCAAAAAUAAAUCUCAAAUUUUCUUUUCCACACUGCCAGAUUCUAAAGCUCCAGACAUCAUAUUCUAGUAUCGAGGAAUAAGAAGAUAUAAAACGCGUCGAAAUCGCGGCGAGAGGAAUCUAUUAAGCCCACCAUCAGGACCGAAUCAUCAAACUGGCCCACUUGCGCUCAACGUCAUACUAUUUGUGGGUGGCGCAUCGAUUGGAUUAGUUGGCGGGAAGUAGUUUGUAUAAUAUUGAGCAGGAGACGAGAAUGGACGACAAUAACCGUCGACGAAGGCAAAAUGAGCCACCGUAUCCUCCUCAGGAUCCCAGAUAUACACCAGACCAGAGUCAAGGCCGUGGAAUCCCAAAUUCCAUACCGGAUAGGUAUCGUCCCGGAGGGACGGGGUCGCCAUCAAUGAACCGUGGAGUUGGACAAGCUUCAGCAUAUUCCUAUGGUGGCUACGAGCCAACCUCGAAUUUUUCGACAGGAAUCCCUCCAAAUCCCAUGCAAUACCCUUCCAAUUACCAUUCCGACCAAAGACAGCAGCAAGGCUUCUCGGAUUACAAUCCUGGGUUGAUGUACCCCAAUAAUGUCACACAACAAACUCCACAAAAUAAUAUUUAUGAUGGUUCGCAAUUUCAGGGACGGCAACCUGCAUCAAUGCAAAUGAUACCCGACGUGGCUGCCCCUUUCAUCCAAAAUGACCCAACAAGUACACCGGCGACCCAAAACUAUGCUUCCUCGAACUCGUCUACUCCUUAUCAACAACACCAGCAAAGCCCAGGAGAUCGCACUACGUUGAUCCAACAAUCAUAUUCUGGAUCCGUAGGACUAGGCGCAAUGGCUCAAGCACCUGGAACGGCCGAUAGUAUGGACGCCGGAAACCUGCAGCCCCAAAAUCCACAUGUGAUGGAAGAAGCUUAUUCGACCUACCAGACUGCUCUCAAGCAGAUCUUCAAAAACAUUAUUGAUCUUCGUCUUGCAGAAGCAGGCUCGUCUCUACUUGAAGUUUCUGAGUGGCUACUAGGACACGUAACAGAGCUAGGCCUCACUGUAGACGAAGCUGCGCUUCAUGCCGAUCGCAUUCAACUAUGGAACGAAUUUAACGCGGCAUGGUUAAGCAUUUUCACCAGACAGCACGACUUUCUUGAAUCCGGUCAGCGAAAACAGGACCAGCAAACUCUCAUGUCCUUGGAUUUUAUUAACAAAAUGGGAACCAACUUAACGCGACUAUGCGAUUCAGUCGAGAAAUACGGUUUGGUGGAUUAUCAAUAUGGAGUCGGAGAGUCGCAAAUUAUGGAUAUUCUUUUGAGCUGCCAAAAACUCCAAGAAGACCUUGAAGUAUCCGGAGCCUCUAGCGGAGGCGCAUCCUCAUCGAUUGCAAACUCCAACGUCGGUCGUGCGCCACCAUGAUAUUACUAUAUCUUGUUCUACCACAUUUCACUUCUGUUCUCUCCUAUUAGGAAAAGUUUUGUUUUCAUAUACCACUGUAGAGCAUAAACUUGCAUUUUUUCUUUUCCUUCUCGGCGUUUUUUUCUUUUACAAAUUCUUCGCCCUGGUUCA
Botrytis cinerea B05.10 is the source of this 1732-nucleotide messenger RNA. RefSeq lists its product as hypothetical. NCBI's taxonomy places the organism in Eukaryota, Fungi, Ascomycota, Leotiomycetes, Helotiales, Sclerotiniaceae. The coding region runs from base 437 to 1582 and encodes 381 amino acids. The record is from RefSeq and is a predicted model, not a curated record. The transcript has 4 exons.